UUUUUUUUAUCUAACGUUUGCAUCUUUGUUGUGAAUCAUGUCUGCUGCUAGUAAAGUUAAGAAUAUCGUUCCUCUUUUAGAUCGUGUCUUAGUUCAACGUAUUAAACCUCAACAAAAAACUGCUGCUGGUAUUUAUAUCCCUGAAAAGGCUCAAGAAGCUGUCAAUGAAGGUAUAGUGGUUGCUGUUGGUAAAGGUGCUCUUACUAAAGAAGGCAAUCAUAUCCCUCUUCAAGUAAAUGCUGGUGAUAAAAUUAUUCUUCCUCCAUUUGGUGGUAAUCCUAUUAAAAUUCAAGGCGAAGAAUACAUGUUAUACCGCGAUUCGGAAAUUCUUGCUAAAGUUUUAGAUUAAAAGUGAAAAUUUGAAAUAGAAAAUUAAAAUGUAAAAAAUAAUAUACAAGUUCAUUUGCUAUUAAUAAAGGGGAGAAGACUAUUUUUCUUUCUGUAGUAUUAUUAUAUCUAUUGUGCGUAAAUAGUGUAGUAAUGGUAUUCUCUCUCUUCUUCUUUUUUUUCGGAUUGAUGUUGUGACUGGCUUAUAACUAUUUAUUUGUUUAUUUAUAUAAAAAUAUAUUUUUUUUUUC
This is a messenger RNA of Cokeromyces recurvatus, 578 nucleotides long. Its product is annotated as chaperonin GroS. Lineage: Eukaryota; Fungi; Mucoromycota; Mucoromycetes; Mucorales; Mucoraceae. The transcript is spliced from 4 exons. Gene Ontology annotation, cellular component: mitochondrial matrix. The coding region runs from base 38 to 349 and encodes 103 amino acids. The record is from RefSeq and is a predicted model, not a curated record. Gene Ontology annotation, molecular function: protein-folding chaperone binding; protein folding chaperone; ATP binding.